GACAGAAGUGCAAAGCUGUCCUCCAACUUUCCUUCAAGACAAUCAGCAGAUUUGUCCUCAGGAACAAUGGAAAAAGGAAAGGAAAAAGGUGGACCACCUCAAGAAACCCUUCCGGACAUCCCAGCACCACCUUAUCCUGGUCCACCUUUGGACCAAAGUAUGCUUGUUAACCAGGAUCCACGUGCUGCUCAGGCUGCUCCCCAACUUGUAGCCCAGCAAUAUCCCCAGCAACAACCCCAGCAACAACCCCAGCAAUAUCCUCAGCAAUUUCCCCAGCAACAUCCUCAGGCUGCUCACCAUGUGUCUUACCAAUACUCCACACAGCAUGUUGUGCAGCCAGUGAACCAGGUGGUGGUAGUGCAGCAGUUACCUACAGAUGUUCCCGGCCAGAUGUUGUGUCCCCACUGCCAAAACAAUGUUGUGACAAAAAUCAGUUAUAAAGCAGGCGCGCUCACCUGGAUCAUUUGUGGAGUACUGGGAGUCUUUUUGUGCUGGCCUUGCUGUUUGAUUCCUUUCUGUGUGAAGAGCUGCAAAGAUGUAGAGCACUCAUGCCCUACCUGUAACCAAGUCCUGCACAUCUAUAAACGCAGGUGAAACCUCAGUCAUUCGGUUAAAUGUGUGCAAUGCACAUCACACCUGCAUCCCUGUGGACUGUUUAUGUUGUGUAAAAGCUACAUGUAAAAUUUAUUUAACUCUUAGAUCCAAUCAUCAACAUGUAAUAUAAAGUUAUGUCGUUUAAAGGUACUCAUUGCAAUGUCAUAGAGACAGGUUAGAAAAUCAUUCAAACAAAAUCCACCCAAUUGUUUUCUCACAUUGAUGGUUAAUGAAGGAAAAAAAUUUGACAGCUGCCAACGUGUUUAUCUACGUUUGUUUAUUUAUGGAAAUAGAGUGACUGAAAAAUAUGGAACAAUGAUGACAUCAGUGGAAGAGCUGUUUGGGGUCAAGAUGUACGACAAUUUCAAAUUAUUGAUACAUAUUUACACCCAGACUUGUUAUAUUUAUAUUGAGUGCAGACCCAUGUUUCAAAUUUGCAUACCAGUAUAUCUGAGCAACCUUUGAAGUAAACUCCUUCAAACUGCGCUAUUUGAUAGUUUUGAAUAAAAAAAUGCUUAACUUCAUAGCUUUCAAUGAGUACCUUUUKAUCUAUGUGAACUUGUUUUUCUGUUAUAAGCCAAUAUUACAGCCAUAAUUAUGUUUCUGUGUUGUGUUCAGUUUGUUCUAUUGUUAAAAGAAUGUUUACCAGUAAAGCAAACAUUUUUCUUGUGAAAAUAGAGUCUUGUGCUAAUGAAAUGUUAUUGGUUUUAAAUUAAAAAACUUAUUGCCACUAUUAACGCAAAUUUUAUGCAGAAUAAAAUAUGUUAGCAUAAGCAAAUAAAACAUGUUUGGACUACAGUUAACAUGUUCCAAAAUAAAAUGCAUAAAAUAAUUUGUUUACAACGCUGUAAAAUGUAUUUUUAAUAGAUUAUUACAAACAUGUCAUAAUCAUGUGACGUUACUCUCGUGUUCUGAUUUUUAAUAUUUGAUUGACUUUUAUUAAAAGCCCCUUCUAAAAGAAAC
Messenger RNA from Austrofundulus limnaeus, 1557 nucleotides. RefSeq names its product cell death-inducing p53-target protein 1 homolog. NCBI's taxonomy places the organism in Eukaryota, Metazoa, Chordata, Actinopteri, Cyprinodontiformes, Rivulidae. Bases 67 to 594 code for a protein of 175 amino acids. Gene Ontology annotation, cellular component: nucleus; cytoplasmic side of lysosomal membrane; cytoplasmic side of late endosome membrane. The record is from RefSeq and is a predicted model, not a curated record. The transcript has 5 exons. Gene Ontology annotation, molecular function: zinc ion binding.